This is a messenger RNA of Dibothriocephalus latus, 645 nucleotides long. NCBI's taxonomy places the organism in Eukaryota, Metazoa, Platyhelminthes, Cestoda, Diphyllobothriidea, Diphyllobothriidae. The record is from the annotation of a GenBank genome assembly.
AUGAGCCAGAAUCCACUUGUUAUGCUUGCCCGUACAUGCCAGAAUAUCGGUCUGGAACACCACAAGUCCUCUGAACGCUCAAAACUAUCUUCUCCCUUCUCUGGCGUCAACGGUCCUUACAACUCCCAUUCCAAUUCGCUGGGAGAACUCAAUCUGUUCCCCAUGAAUCAACAACUGACACCGCCGACUGUUUCCGCUGCCUCGAGGUCGUGUAUAAAUCUCAGCACGACCCAUCGACUCAGUCCACCAACUGGAUUCUCUUCACCCAUCGGUAGCACCAGCAGCACCACAACCACUGCUACCUUCGUCCCCCCAAUCUCCCCCACGGUUACAACUAACAAAGAUCACGACCGCAAAUCCCUGAGUGGUGACGAGGCCGACCUUCAAGCGCACCCCUCCUCUGAUUCGCUGAUCCAGUUGGCUCGUCUAUCCUCAAAUCUCAAACUUUCUGGUGACCGCCAGAAGAGAAACAAGCCGGCGGAUUCCCGUCUGCAGACCACCUACAGUCGCCAGCAGAAACGCGUGCGGCGUCAAUCCUUCAGUAGGCCAGCCAGCGGCAUCCCAACCUCCAAGCCACUUGACUUUACAGUCCAUCCUACUGCUGCCGCGGCCGCUGCUGCUGCCAUGGCCAGUCAACGCCGUUCC